Messenger RNA from Rhizopus microsporus ATCC 52813, 1316 nucleotides. Its product is annotated as PP2C-domain-containing protein. Gene Ontology annotation, biological process: protein dephosphorylation. Lineage: Eukaryota; Fungi; Mucoromycota; Mucoromycetes; Mucorales; Rhizopodaceae. Gene Ontology annotation, molecular function: cation binding; protein serine/threonine phosphatase activity. Bases 61 to 1068 code for a protein of 335 amino acids. The transcript is spliced from 7 exons. The record is from RefSeq and is a predicted model, not a curated record.
CAGCUCUUCUUUUCUUCUUUUCUAUUUUUAUUAAAGAAAAAAAAAAAUCCACUAUCGAUCAUGGGACAAACACUAUCUGAACCCAUUGUCGAGAAAUCGACUCAUUCUGGAAAGAAUAAACAUUUAUCAUUUGCGCUAUCAGCCAUGCAAGGAUGGAGAUUAACUAUGGAGGAUGCUCAUUGUGCACAACUAGAUUUAGAUGGUACUGGAACAUGUUUUUUUGGUGUUUAUGAUGGACAUGGAGGUUCUGCUGUUGCAAAAUAUACGGGAGAAAGCCUUCAUCAUCGUGUACGUGAGUCAGAUUACUUUGACAAGAAGGAAUACGCCAAGGCUUUGACAGAUGCUUAUAUGAAGUUAGAUAAAGAACUUGCUGAAGAUCAAUCAUUCAUUUGCGAUCCCUCUGGUUGUACAGCCAUUACUGCUCUUAUUAUUCCCGAAGAGAAAGCUAUCUAUGCUGCAAAUGCAGGAGAUUCAAGAGCAAUUAUCAGUGUAAACGGUAAAAGCAAAGCAUUGUCAUAUGACCACAAGCCAUCUGAUCCAAAGGAAUCUGAGCGUAUCAACAAUGCUGGUGGUUUCGUAGAAUUUAAUCGUGUCAAUGGUAACCUCGCCCUUUCUCGCGCUAUUGGAGAUUUCGAGUUUAAGCAGAACAAUGAUUUACCGCCUGAGAAACAAGCAGUUACUUGUCAUCCUGAUGUUUUAGAACACAAGAUAACAGAUGAAGAUGAAUUUUUGGUUUUAGCGUGUGAUGGUAUCUGGGACUGCAUGACAAACCAGCAAGUGGUCAACUAUAUACGUGAACAACUCGCUGAAAAGACGAAAUUGGAUGACAUUUGUGAGCAAAUCAUGGAUCACUGUCUUUCACCUGAUAAUGAUGGAGGAGGAGUUGGUUGUGAUAAUAUGUCUAUUAUUAUCGUAGCCAUCUUGAAUGGAAAGACAGAGGAAGAGUGGUAUGAAUGGAUGGCAAGUCGUGCAGCUCCACCAAAGAAAGAUGCACUUGGUAAUGAUAUUUUAUCAGAUGGAAAGUUAGAAAACGAAAAUGUAGCAAGUAAAGAAGAGACAAAGCCAUAAUGUCUCUCUGUUAUUUCUGUCCAUCUUUGUAUUAUGAUUUUUGUUUGAUUGUGUUUGCGUCUAAGUGAUCGUAUAUAUAUAUAUAUAUAAACAUAUGCGUAUAUAAAUAUAUGUGUGUGUAUUUCAUAUAAAUAUAAAAAAAAUCGUUUCUCUCUCUCUCAUUCCUUGUUUUUUGGUGCAAUUUCAGUUUUUAAUACUCGAUUUGCCUUCUUUCUUGGUACAGGUGCUGUUUAAGUGUUAGCUUACAU